UAUUCUGCCAGACGUUCCCGCAGUGUUGACUUGAUUUAAUAGACUUUAUUGAGGUCAAUACAUCCUGUUCUACCGACUGGAUCUGGUCCUACGAUUAUAGUCUGGCUUUAUUAAGGGUGAAGUGUUUAGUAUAGCCUGUUCUUUAGAUACUACUUUUUGUAAACGUUUAUAUUGACUACUUUGUAUUGAAUAUAUAGCUAUCUCGGAACCACCGUUGCUCUGAAAUGACUUGGACGGUGAACGGUUGCUUGGUCGCCUUGGCCAUCUUGUUCGCCUGGCGGGUGGAAGACUUUGCAGAAGCCUGCAGCUGCUCGCCCGCUCAUCCGCAGCAGGCGUUCUGCAGCUCGGACGUCGUUAUUAGAGCAAAGGUCAUCGCCAUGAACAAGGUCGAUGUUGGCAACGACGUCUACGGGAAUCCAGUGAAACAAGUCAAGUAUGACGUCAAGCUGAUCAAGAUGUUCAAAGGGCCAGUCAUGGAUAUUGAGGCCAUCUACACAGCCCCCAUCUCUGCUCUAUGUGGAGUGACUCUGGACAUUGAAGGCCAGAUGGAGUACCUUAUAACAGGUAAACUGGAGAGCGACGGCAACGUGCACGUGACCCUGUGUGACUUCAUCGAGCCUUGGGAUGCCAUGAGCCCCAUCCAGAAGAAGAGCCUGCCUGAGAGAUACCACAUGGGCUGCGACUGCAAGAUCGUCCGCUGUGAGACCCUCCCCUGCGCGCUGCACGCUGACAACGAGUGCCUGUGGACCGACUGGGUUCUGGAGAACUACAUCAGCGGCCCCCAGGCGCAGCACUUCGCCUGCAUCCAGCGGAGGGACGGCUCCUGCGCCUGGUACCGGGGAGCGGCCCAGCCCAAGAAGGACUUCCUGGACAUCGAGGAACCCUAACCCGCUCGUCUUGGACGCCGACACACACUCAACGGGCCUGCCACCUAGAAAAUACUUAUGUUUCCACCAGUAUGUUUUUGUUUCUCUCACUCUCUUGUUUUGAUGGCGUCGUAGGAAGAUAUUGUAGUAUUGUCCGGGUUAGAAAUGUGUGCUUUUGUAAUUUUUUGGGAUGCUUGUGGGUUCUUUUUGUAAGCUAAAUAAAGUUAAAUAGAAAAAGGAAAUCCAGAUACAAAACAUAAUGCUCAAAGCAUGGUUUCUGUUAACCACUUUUGAAGAACUUAUUUCAAGAAUUUGAAUCUGAAACAGAAGUGAUGCAAUUGUAUGCAAUUCAGUUAGGACCAAAGAUAUUUAGAUAAAUGCAUAUCAGGUCAUUUUAGCAUACAAAUGAUGUGAAUCAAACUUAGACAUAAUUCAAUUAUGAUUGUAAUGCUAAAUAAUUAAAUGGUAAAUAAACUGGCCUGCAUUCUCUUCAAGGUUUUAGCAGGGCUAAAUGACACAAAUAAAUUGGAAACUAAAAUAAUUAUGUUUCUCCUGUUUGGAAAUAUAAGGAUCUCUACUGUGAUAUAUGAAAUUAACUUGAUGCAAAAAAAUAAAUUCCCUGUAGGGUAAUGUCUGUAUUAAUCUAAACAUUAUAAUUGUCCGUCAGUGCAGGAAUGCCCGGUGUUUAUGCCAAUGUUUUAUUGGGAUUUCCUUCCUUUUUCCAUUUUUCCUACAAACACAUAAUGCACUUUAACCACGGUGGCAAAUAGAAGUUUCUGAGAUCAGAGAUUCUGAUUAAUCUGUCUCCAUUUAGUAUUUUUGUUUCAUUACACGCGUCAUAUGCAUGUAACGUGUGAUUUCACAUUUCUUUGUUAAAAAAGGCUUUACUAUAGGCCUACGAUUCGUUUAGUGGAAUGGUGUCUUAACACUUUUAAAAGUUUAAAAGCAACGAUUUCGGAGAACAGUCUACGUGAACAGAAGCCUAAAUGUAAAUGUUUCACAUUAAUUUACAUACGUGUAAUAUAGUUUUUUUUUACCUCUUUAUUAUAACAUGUAAAAACAUUGGACAAUUGAACUGUGCUGGUUUCACAUGAUAUCUUUUAAGAGCAGGCAGUGAUUGCAUGCAUGUCUGUUAAUAACUUAAAUAAUACUUUCAAUAAAAAAUAACCUUCACAUUG
This is a messenger RNA of Gadus morhua (Atlantic cod), 2044 nucleotides long. RefSeq names its product metalloproteinase inhibitor 2. Gene Ontology annotation, molecular function: protease binding; metalloendopeptidase inhibitor activity. The transcript is spliced from 5 exons. Lineage: Eukaryota; Metazoa; Chordata; Actinopteri; Gadiformes; Gadidae. Gene Ontology annotation, cellular component: extracellular matrix. Bases 225 to 887 code for a protein of 220 amino acids. The record is from RefSeq and is a predicted model, not a curated record. Gene Ontology annotation, biological process: negative regulation of membrane protein ectodomain proteolysis; response to cytokine; response to hormone.